CUACUAUCUAUUGCUCGUCAACACCACCCUGCAGUAUCACUCGAUCUUCAAGGAUGGAAAGCUCGUCCACUUAUCCUCAAACCUCUUCAGACGAACGGUUACAACUGCGGAGUUUGGGUACUAGCUGGAAUUAUGGCAGUCUUACAAGGUUUUCAUCUUACAGGCUUGCGUGAGGAUGACAUGGAGAGCUUCUGGCAUUUACUAUAUUGCCUUGUUCUCAAUCUCGAU
This is a messenger RNA of Suillus paluster, 228 nucleotides long. RefSeq lists its product as uncharacterized. Lineage: Eukaryota; Fungi; Basidiomycota; Agaricomycetes; Boletales; Suillaceae. The transcript has 2 exons. The record is from RefSeq and is a predicted model, not a curated record. The annotation marks the transcript as partial.